AUGGCCUUUGGUCGCUUGACAACAAAAUGGCGUUUCUUUUGCAGCAAUUUAAACUUCUACCUGGAAAAGAAUAUCCGCAUUUGCAAUGUCGCUUUGCACCGUCACAAUUUUGUGAUUGACCAGCAAGAAAUUGAAGAUCUAGGAAGUCUAGAAGGGACAGAGACCACUGAUCAACUUAGAACCAUGGGUGGAAUUGAACAAUUUUCAGAUCCUCGGUCUCCCAACAAUCUUGGUUUUCUACCCAACCAUGAAGAUCCAGAACAACUUGCUGAAAGGCCUCCUCAGAAUAAUCAACAGGAUGAAGGAAUGGACGACUUAAUGGAUGGAAUGGAGGAUGAAACAUCAGUCAUCUACACCAAUUUAAGCAGGCACAAUUCCAUUUUGGACUAUAUCCAGGAUUUGGAACUAGAACGUCCAGAUAAGAAUCGGUCAAGAAACAACAAUUAA
Cylindrotheca closterium is the source of this 447-nucleotide messenger RNA. The record is from the annotation of a GenBank genome assembly. NCBI's taxonomy places the organism in Eukaryota, Bacillariophyta, Bacillariophyceae, Bacillariales, Bacillariaceae.